Amoebophrya sp. A25 is the source of this 856-nucleotide messenger RNA. NCBI's taxonomy places the organism in Eukaryota, Dinophyceae, Syndiniales, Amoebophryaceae. The record is from the annotation of a GenBank genome assembly.
CUGCUGGGCUUUGAAGACGGAGAAUGGUGCAGCGAAGGCGCACGGCUGUCGAGCUCCAAACCGUUACCAACGGAGGUUCAGGAAGCUCUUGAUCAAGGAGGUGGCCGCUUAUUCGGUGCUCGUCUAGGCAACUGCGACGGUGAGAAGCAGCGUCUCUAUUUCGAUGAGUUGCAACACUUGGAGAUUCCGCUUAUGAAUGGACGCUGUUUCUGUUUAGAACUGUUAGCACCAACGAACUCUUCGGCUUCUAGAGCUAGUUGUCCUUGUCUACAACCAUGCGAAUGCUUCUUCAUGUGCAACAGCAUGUAGAUACAGAGACGCGAUCAAGAUCAUCAAGUUGGGCUUGAAGUAGAAGUAGAUGUAGAAAGCUCAAGCUGCUCCGUCCGUCCUUGUCUUUGUUACACUUUCAUAAGUUCGAUGUCUGUCAAAACGGUAGGCCGAUACGUCAAGACCUUGCCUCAGAUGGUCGAUAACGUGGAAGAGGAUCGGGACGUGGAUGAUGAUGCGGAGCGGAAUGCUGAUGAAGAUGACGCUAAAGCUAAUGGAGAAGACGCUGCUGGAGCUGUUGCUGGGCCGCAGGUCGGAGGAGCCGGAGGCGCAUCUGCGCCAGGAAAUCGGCUGGACGUGGAAUUAGACUGGGCCUCAAUUUUCUUUCAGCCACGAGAUCCAGUCGCGGAAGCUGUUGCGGAAGCCGCUUCUGCAACUGAAAACCACGAUGGCGCAGCAAAGAAAAAGAACAAGAAGCAGCAGAUCUGGUCUACUAUGGCGCCAUCAACAGACCUGCUCACUUCAGGAACAUCCAGGUACGGUGGAGAAGACCUUCUACGGGAUGACGAUGGCUUCGCUCUAAAUGUGC